This is a messenger RNA of Diabrotica balteata, 687 nucleotides long. The record is from the annotation of a GenBank genome assembly. NCBI's taxonomy places the organism in Eukaryota, Metazoa, Arthropoda, Insecta, Coleoptera, Chrysomelidae.
CAUAACCUAUUUUUUGAAUUUUAAGGACAUGGCAACAACAAAAGAAAAAUUAACGUAUAGUUGUAAAUUAGGACUCCUUACGCGUCCCGAUGGAUCAGCACUUCUUAGUGAAGGUAACACAACAGUAGUUGCUGGUGUUUAUGGACCAGUAGAAGUAAAAUUACAGAAACUUUUAAAUGACAAAGCCUCAGUGGAGUGUCAUUAUAAACCAAAAAGUGGAUUAGCAGGAGUUGAAGAUAGACUGUAUGAAUCACUCAUAAGAAAUGUAUGUGAGACAGCUUUAUGUGCUUCAUUAUACCCCCGCACUUCUAUUUUAAUAGCAAUACAAGAAAUUCAAAACAGUGGACAGUUAGUAUCUUGUGCCAUUAAUGCUGCAUGUCUAGCGUGUUUAAAUGCUGGUGUAGACAUGAAAUUCAUGUUUGCUGCCGUAACAUGCUACUUGAAUGCAAAUGACGAGCUAACAUUAUCGCCGCCCAUUUCAGAUAAAGAAAUCAAAUCGCGAUUUUUAUUUGCUUUUGAUUCCUGUGAAGGUAGAAUAUUAGCUUCACAUACCAAGGGAUCAUUUUCUGAAGAUCAGUUCGACGAAGCUCUUAGAUUAAGUAAAGAAGGAAGUGAGAAUGUUUUUAAUUUUUUUAAAAGCGCUGUUAAUUUAAAUUAGUUUAUUUUAAUUAUACAAUGAUAUUUUUU